Messenger RNA from Xyrauchen texanus (razorback sucker), 4316 nucleotides. RefSeq names its product cyclin-F-like. The record is from RefSeq and is a predicted model, not a curated record. Gene Ontology annotation, biological process: regulation of cyclin-dependent protein serine/threonine kinase activity; mitotic cell cycle phase transition. Gene Ontology annotation, cellular component: cytoplasm; nucleus; cyclin-dependent protein kinase holoenzyme complex. Lineage: Eukaryota; Metazoa; Chordata; Actinopteri; Cypriniformes; Catostomidae. The transcript is spliced from 18 exons. Bases 534 to 2906 code for a protein of 790 amino acids. Gene Ontology annotation, molecular function: protein binding; cyclin-dependent protein serine/threonine kinase regulator activity.
UUUAUAAAGCCGCCCAUGUUUCUCAGCACUCAGAGAGGAAGCAGGCGUGCAGGAGUUGUGCUGAAUCCAUGUGGAUGUGAGAGGGGCAGGAAAAGAGCGCUUGUGUGAUUGAACGGAGAGUUCAGCAGAACAUGCAGUUGAGAGGGAAAGGUCAGUGCCUGCCGGCUCUACUGGGUGGAUCGGGAGGAAAAACCUUCACUGCCAGAAUUCCUGUAAUCUUCACUGACCAUCACACGGUAGAGUCGCCUCCCGUCGUGGCCUUUCGCCUUUUCCCUAAAUCAACCUGUUUCCUGCUCAAGCAUUCACACGCUAGCUCGUCUUUAGAGUUUCUGGUGGAGAGCACGCUCGGUUUGAGAGCAAUUACUUGUGGUUUGAAAACAAAUGAAGAUUUUCAGAAGAAUAUAUCAUCUCUGUAGGUCCAUAUAAUGCAAGUCACCCGGUUCCAGAACUUUGAAGCUCCAAAAAGCACAUAAAGGCAGCAUAAAAGUAACCCAUACGACUCCAGUGGUUAAACCCAAGUCUUCAGAAGUGAUAUGAGAGUGCUCCACUGUCGAUGUGCCAAAUGUUUCUCCCUGCCAGUACGGAAGCGGGUUCGAAAGCGUCCGUCUGCCUUGACGCUGCUGUCUCUUCCCGAAGAAGUGCUGCUGUAUGUUCUCCAAUGCCUCUCCGCCGAGGAUCUUCUCGCCAUCAGAGCGGUGCAUUCUCAUCUUCGCGAUAUUAUCGAUAGCAAUUCGAGUGUCUGGUCUCGAGUUAGCUUCAAGGACCGCUGGCCGGCCACUGAUACUGUUUGGCUGUUCGAAAGGGCUGCGGAAAAAGGGAACUUCGAAGCUGCUGUGAAACUAGGAAUUGCGUAUUUGUACAAUGAAGGACCUUCGCUCAGUGAGGAGGGGCGAGCUGACCUGUGCGGUCGGAUGGCGUCUCGAUACUUCAGUCUGGCUGAGAGUCUCAGGUCACCGCUGGCCGACCCCUUCAUCUGGCUGUUCAUCCGGCCGCCGUGGUCCAUGUCUGGCGGCUGCUGUAAGGCCGUGGUGUACGACCGCCUCAAAGCAGAAUGUGACACCAACCUGGGGCGGAAAGGGACAUUACUGCAUUGUCUGGCUAGAGUCCUUCAGCUGUUUGAUGAUGAAGAGAAGAGAGUUGAAGCUGUGGCCCUGCUGGAGGAGUCGGCUGACUGUGGGAACGUUCAGAGUUCGUAUCUGCUGUGGGAGCUGAACCGCGGCACGGCGGCGGCUGAUCCUGGCAGGUAUCUUCAGUGUAUGCGUACACUCCGAGAUUACGCAGCUAAAGGAUGCUGGGAAGCUCAGCUGUCAUUUGCCAAAUCCUGUGGCACGUCAAAUCCUCUGGGUCUGGAGCCACGGGCCUGUGCUGAACUCGUGGCGCAGUUCUUCCUCUCCGGCCCGAAACCAAUGCGACAGCCGCAAAAUCUGCAGGGGCAGGACAUCACCACUAAGAGGUACAUUCUAGUGGACUGGUUGGUAGAGGUGACCACCAUGAAAGACUUCUCCAGCCAAGCUCUGCAUGUAACCAUUGGAUGUGUGGACCGUUAUUUAGAGCUACGAUCGGUACCCAAAGCUCAACUGCAGCUCCUAGGCAUAGCCUGCAUGGUCAUCAGCACACGAUACAUCAGUAAAGAGAUUCUGACAAUCCGUGAGGCCGUGUGGCUCACAGACAACACCUAUCAGUAUGAAGACCUGGUGCGAAUGAUGGGGGAGGUCAUCUCUGUGCUAGACGGAAAGAUACGGACUCCUACAGUGUUGGAUUAUGGGGAAGUGCUGUUGUCUCUUUUACCCAUGGAGAGGCACAGUACUCACCUCUUCAGCUACAUCUGUGAACUCUCUCUCCUUUGCUCCCCACUGACCGUACCCGGCCCGGCCCGACUUGCCACUGCCAUCCUGCUGCUAACCAGAGCACUGCACAACUACGUUCCUGUUUGGCCGACGCAGUUGGAAGAAAACACGGGUUUCUCCAAGGCGGAUCUGGUGUCCUGUGCGUUAUCACUCUACAUUAAAUGUUUUGGUCAAGAUGUGCCCAAAGACUACAGACACGUGUCUUUAACUGGAGUCAACCAGAGGUUUGAAGACGAUGCAUACCAGCAAAUUAGCAAAGAAACUGUGAUGUGUUUUAAGGAGCUCUGUCAGGUGUUGGAGGUCCCAGAGGUGGAGCCGCAGAUGGAGGCGCCCAGAGCUAGUGGGCAGCUGACAGAAAUUCACACGUUCCUCUCAUCACCCGCCAGCAACAGCAAGAGAAGGCGAGAGGACAGCAUGCAGGUGCACAGAGGCAGCUUCCUGGCCACACCCACUGCUGAGCUGUCCACUCAAGAGGAGACACUGCUGGGAGACAUCCUGGACUGGAGCCUGGACACUUCCUGUUCGGGAUACGAGGGUGACCAAGAGAGCGAGGGAGAGAAGGACGGAGAAGUAUCGGUCAUGGAGGUGCAGUUGGAGCUGCCCGUUGAGUCUGGUGAUCUGCAGAGGCAUUGUUGCACGAUCUCAAGUGACGACGACAGUCUUUCUGAGGAAAUAAACAAUAAUAAUGAAGACUCUGUGGGUGGGAGCAGCAGCCGCAGCAGACCGUGGCAAUGCCACCUUUCCUCUUCCUCCUGCUCCUCAUGCCUCUUCUGCACGGACCGCCACAGCUCUGGUUAUUCCUCCAUUCAAAGCGUCUCCAGUCCAUCCGUUUCUACGUCGGUAGUUCCUUCUGUCUUCUCUCCUCCCGGCCUAACCCAGAAUUCUGCUUCAGGUUUUCCUCUGAAUUCCGCCUCCGGUUUCCGCCUCCUGCUGCCGCCUGGGCAGAGAACCCGCCGUCAAGUGAAAAGGAAAAACACGGCGGCGCACAGCGGAGGAGAAGCCGAACGUGGCCUGGAGAAUGAAGAGGAUGCUGCCAACGUGGCGUUCCUCAGCUUGUGAGCGUAGGCGGAGAGCAGAAUUUGACUGACAGCUGAUAAGAAAGCUGCUGUCCCUUUACGCAUCACUUCCUGCCUCCCAUCCAGGAGCACUUUCAUUCACGGGUGCUGAUACUCUUUAUCUCAGAGGGACACCAGCGAGCGUUUGCACUCCCGACUGUCAAACGUCAGUUUCUGAGCUUUAAAUAACAAGGUGUGAUGGGAAAAACAACGGCUGUGUUUUUCAUCCCGUGAUGCAUUUCACUUUCCUCCGAACGUUGCUGUUGACAAGCAACACGAUUAAGGCCUAUAAUGUGUUCAAAUCACUGGAACUGUCUCUGUUUUGAAGUCUUGUUAAUGUGCUAAAUAUUUAAUAAUUUUUAAAUACUUGGGAAGUAUUAAAAAUCCAGACUGUUUACAGCAAUCUUACAGACCAAUAUCUAUUUUAAACGUUGGUAUGUAUUUUUUUUUAAUUCAUUAAAAUAUUCACCUUGAAUAUUUUUUAUGAAGUUACAUGCAGCUAAAUGAACUCCAUUUCAAUCUAUGAAGUUUAAUGUCAUAACAUGCACUGUCCGAACAAAACUGGUUUGUUUACACGUCAUUUCAGGACACGGAUAUGUUGUUUUUAUUUUGGUCACACAUCUUGAUUAUUUAUCUCAAACUGGGUAAAAGUACUCCAGUAUUUUUGUAUUGCUCUGUUACUGUUACGUCUUUUGUUGUGCUUAUGCCAAAGUUGUUUAAAUUGUUUUGACUAGCAUAGCUAGCAUCUACCACAACAGUCCCGAAUCCAUUAUUGUAUUAGCGGUUUCGCAAACGUUUUGCCGGCAUUUUCGCGAUUUCGAUUAACGUUUGGCGAAAACGUCGACAAAAUUUGUAAAAUAACGGAUUCGGGUGUGAAAGCGUGCCGUUUCCGCAAACGUCCCGACUCUGAUACCACUGAUGUUUUGACCUGUGAAACCGAUAAAUGUACAGUAAAUCUGUAAGAAUUUUUCGUAACUAUUUUUACGACGGAACCAAUGCAACAGACGAUGACUGUGAUCGUUUGACAUGCUUUUCGUAAUGACCUCGAGAGAUAAUAAGCACUUUUUAAUCACCAAAUGCUGGAAAGCGAAAUGUUGCUUUGUCUCGAUGUUUUAUGGCGAACUUUAAUAUGCUUGAACAAUCAACCAUACGUAUAUUUGUGUUCUACAGUGUUCAUCUGGUACUAUUACCAUAUCUGUGUUUGAGGUUAUGACACUAAAAGCAUUAAGUUAUUGUUGUUUUGCAGGUCUUGUUGGUACUGUAUGUCGAACAUCACUAAGGAUUACGACUGUAAAUACUUAUUAUUCCUUGUUUGUAACUGUAAAUUAAUGUAUAAAGCUGUGAAGGCCAUGUGAACUUGAAAAAAGACAUAUGUGUUUGUGUGUUAUAUACCUAAAACCACAAUAAAGCAAUG